AAUAAGCAUUUGCAAAUCGCCGUCUAAAACGACCUGACUUCUCUCUCUAUAUGUAUAUAUAACCCACCCAUCCCCCCUCUCUUCACUAAUCGCUUGAUUUCUCUGCUACACCGUCGCCGGACGGCGAAUUUCACGAAAAUUUAACUCUCAAAUUUGAAUCGUGAAGUAAUAUGCUGGCAUUUUCAUUGGUCUGACUGAUAGCUGCCCAAGUAAUGUAUGCUUUGUGUGUAAGCAAGCAUGGGUUCCGCUUGCUGUGUUGCUGCUAGAGAUAGAGUUGUUCUAGAUGAAUCAAGCUGUGAAAAUUUGCAGAGAAAUGUUCGUCAAUCUCCUACAUGGAGCUUUCGGUGGGAUAAUCGGGGACGAGUGGCUGGGGAGGAGAUGCCAGUGAAUUGGUCUUCCGAUGGAAUUGGUGGCAAUGACGGAUUAGAAUUUAAAUCUGGAACAACUGUAGGAACAGUAUAUGCAUCUGAAGAGGGUAGUCCAUUGGAUAGUUUCAGAUCACUUGCAUGGCAGAAGUCACCAGUUUCUGAAAGAAAUAAUCAAAACUUUUCACUUCCUUUAUUGGAUCCCUUGGCUGAGAGGAAUUCCACCGAGGUUAAAGAAUUCGGUGGUUCAUCAGCACUUUCAUUCCCCUCUCCUGUAAAUCUAUAUCCAUCCGCUCCCUCUGUUUCAUCUUUAUCAUCGCGUGGCCAGCUGCCUCCUGCUAGCUUUACUCCAUGUUUGCCUCACCAUUCUUCAGCGCAGCAAGUUUCCGAUGGCCGCCGUGUACCAGGGCUGAAGUCACCUACAUUUUCAUCUUCUUUUGUGCUCCUCCCUGGUUGGAGUAAUGAUUCAACUAGGGGCUCUCAUGGUGGAUCAUCAGAUGGUUGGUCAGUUCCUGACCUGGCAAAUCCUCGUCGAGACAGGUGGUCAUUUGAUAGUGAAUCCUUUGGUUUCCAUCGUGGAAGGGCUACUACUAGCCGAGGUUCUGGGUCAUCUUCGUUCGAUCUCCAAACCUGUGGCAUAUGUGCAAAGCUAUUGAAUGAACUUGCUGUUGCUGUUCUAGUUUGCGGCCAUGUUUUCCAUGCUGAGUGCUUGGAGAAUAUGACAUCUGCAAUCAAUAGGUUUGACCCAGCUUGCCCUGUCUGUACUUUUGGGGAGAAACAGGCCUUGAAGAUAUAUGAAAAAGCAAAAGCUAAGAUAGAAUUGAACGCUAGAAAGAGAUUUCGAAACAGGAUUGUUGACAGUGAUAUUAGUGGCAAUCUUGCUCAGUUCGAGUGUCAGAAAAGUAGUGCUCAUGAAGGAGGGUGGAGCUCCAGUUCCAGUAUGAAGAGCCCUUCAAAGAGGCAUUAUUUCUCCUUUGGUUCAAAGGGAUCAAGUCCUUCAACUCGGAGAAGGGGGUUUUCCUGGACAAGAUCUAACAAGAAGUAGGUUUCUAUAUGGACAUAAAAGAUAACCAUGGGUAUGCUCUCAG
Solanum verrucosum is the source of this 1453-nucleotide messenger RNA. RefSeq lists its product as uncharacterized. The record is from RefSeq and is a predicted model, not a curated record. The transcript has 5 exons. Bases 238 to 1410 code for a protein of 390 amino acids. NCBI's taxonomy places the organism in Eukaryota, Viridiplantae, Streptophyta, Magnoliopsida, Solanales, Solanaceae.